Messenger RNA from Raphanus sativus (radish), 2485 nucleotides. RefSeq lists its product as uncharacterized. The coding region runs from base 135 to 2348 and encodes 737 amino acids. Gene Ontology annotation, biological process: translational initiation. NCBI's taxonomy places the organism in Eukaryota, Viridiplantae, Streptophyta, Magnoliopsida, Brassicales, Brassicaceae. Gene Ontology annotation, molecular function: translation initiation factor activity; GTPase activity; GTP binding. The record is from RefSeq and is a predicted model, not a curated record. The transcript has 8 exons.
UCCUCUCCAAGUUUUUUCUUAUAAGUUCCGACCACUCUGACAAGCUUGUCCGAGACAGACACAAGACUAGAGAUUUCCGUCUGUCGAUCAUACUUUUCAAGGUUUGAUACAUGCAGAGACUGAUUGAUGUAUGAAUGGCACUAAGGCACUUAGGCAAGAAGAGUAUUCAAGCCUCUUUUAAAAGAGGUUUGGUUCUUCAGCGAGUAGCAGCAGCACCUACAGAGAAGCAUAUUUCCUCUACGUUUUUGAAAAACAAUUCUGAAGGUGUUGCUUUUUCAUUCGCUCGGUACAUUAAUGGUUUCGGGUUUAGCACACUACCAAAUUUGUCUUCUAAUGGUGAAUCUUCCCCAAACUUAACAUCCAUGAGGUACUUUCAUGCAAGCCGAAAAACACUGGCGAGAAGAAAAGAGGAUCCAGACCGUCCCCUGAGCCAUCGUGAACGCAAGAAACAAACAGUGAAAACGAAAGCAAAGUACUCAAAACGGGACAAGAAAACCGAUAAGCCACCCGCUGAAGCUCCUUAUGUGCCUCCUAGGCAGGAAAUAAUGGAAAAGGAGAGGGCUGAGAAAACAGUUGAGGUAUUCGAAGGCAUGACAUUACUUGAGUUCUCCAAGCGUACUGGUGAGUCAUUCCCGGUUUUGCAGAGCAUCGUCCUCGAUGUUGGAGAAACCGUUACUUCGGAGUUUGAUGCUAUCAGUAUGGAUGUCGCCGAGCUCCUUGCAAUGGAGACAGGGAACAAUGUAAAGAGGCAACAUACUACAGAAGGAUCACAGAUCAUUCCACGGCCUCCUGUUGUAACCGUAAUGGGACACGUCGACCAUGGGAAAACCUCUCUGUUGGACGCUUUAAGAAACACCUCCGUGGCGGCAAGAGAAGCCGGUGGGAUCACUCAGCAUGUAGGUGCCUUCGUUGUAGGAAUGCCGGAGUCAGGCACUUCAAUCACCUUCCUAGACACGCCAGGUCACGCUGCGUUCAGUGAGAUGCGUGCUCGAGGAGCAGCUGUGACUGAUAUAGUCGUCUUGGUUGUUGCUGCUGAUGAUGGUGUGAUGCCUCAGACUCUCGAGGCUAUUGCUCACGCUAGAUCGGCGAAUGUUCCGAUUGUUGUUGCGAUUAAUAAAUGCGAUAAACCGGGGGCUAAUCCGGAGAGAGUCAAGAACCAGCUCGCAGCUGAGGGGAUUGAGAUUGAGGAUAUUGGAGGGAACGUUCAGGUCGUUGAGGUGUCUGCGGUUGAGUGUACGGGGCUAGACAAGUUAGAAGAAGCUCUGCUUCUUCAAGCAGUGGAUAUGGACCUUAAGGCACGUGUGGAAGGACCAGCACAAGCGUAUGUGGUGGAGGCUCGGCUAGAUAAAGGACGUGGACCGUUAGCCACUAUUAUUGUGAAAGAAGGGACUUUGAUGAGUGGUCAUUACGUGGUGAUUGGGUGUCAGUGGGGAAAACUCAGGGCUAUCAGGGACAUGGUCGGUAAGACAAUGGAGAGAGCAACACCUGCGAUGCCUGUUGAGAUUGAAGGGCUUAAGGGUCUUCCAAUGGCUGGUGACGAUGUCAUUGUUGUUGAGUCAGAGAAAUGCGCGAAGAUGCUUAGUGAAGGGAGGACAAGGAAGUAUGAAAGAGAUCGGUUGUUGAAAGCGGAGGAAGAUAGAAUAGCUGAAUUUGAGAAGAGAGAAGCAGAGUCUGAACAAGGAUUUCUUCGAGUUGAGUUACCGAUAAUAGUGAAGUCUGACGUGCAAGGAACCGCGCAGGCUGUUUCCGACGCGCUUAGAACGUUAAAUAGUCCACAGGUAUUUGUGAACAUUGUUUAUAGCGGAGUAGGAGCAAUUUUUCAGUCUGAUUUAGCCAGGGCACAAACUUGCCAUGCAUGCAUCGUUGCGUUUAACGUUAAGUGCUGUAAGAUAUCCAGAGCUUAUGCCAGCGUCAAGGUAUUCCAUCACCGUGUGAUAUACCAUUUGCUUGAGGAUAUAGGGAACUUGAUCGUGGAGAAAGCACCAGGAGUAUCGGAGCUGGAGGUGGCUGGUGAAGCUGAAGUAGUGGGCAUUUUCAAGGUGUUGGGAAAGAGAAGAGAAGAGGAUGGAGUGAGCAUUGCGGGUUGCAGAGUGAUGGAUGGUCGGGUCUUUAGAAGUGGGCUGAUGAGGCUGUUAAGGAGUGGAGAGGUGUUGUUUGAAGGGUCGUGUGCGUCGCUGAAACGGGAGAAACAGGACGUGGAACAGGUAGGGAAAGGGAACGAGUGUGGGCUUGUAAUGGGAGAUUGGAAUGAUUUUAGAGUUGGAGAUGUGAUUCAGUGCAUGGAGCGUGUCGUUAGGAAGCCUAAGUUUAUUUCAUCUGAGAGUGGAGCUGUGAGAAUAGAGUGCUGAAGAAUCUUUAAACACUUAUCAAUUCAAUAUUAUUUAUUGUUAGGGUUAGUACGUUGAUGAUAUUUUUUUCGGUGUUACAGAAACUGUAGUAUUACACUGAUCGAAACUGACAAACCAAUAACUCGAGUUAACUUGAA